Molecule: messenger RNA, 1884 nt
Organism: Malassezia restricta
Lineage: Eukaryota; Fungi; Basidiomycota; Malasseziomycetes; Malasseziales; Malasseziaceae
Product: solute carrier family 36 (proton-coupled amino acid transporter)
Exons: 1
Coding region: 1-1884 (627 amino acids)
Biological process (GO): amino acid transmembrane transport
Molecular function (GO): amino acid transmembrane transporter activity
Source: RefSeq, a predicted model, not a curated record
AUGUCGGGUGAGCCGAGUCCAUCGCGAUCGACCCGGGCAACGGCGCAGGAGCGAUUGUCUCCCUAUGCUGAACUGGAGUCGUAUCCUUUGCCGGACGAAGAUAAGGCUGUGCACGUGCAAAGAUAUCUAGUCAAGCCAGACGACUCUACCCCGGACGACAGUGGGCAUGCGGACGAUGUGCAGCCGAGUGCUUCUGCCUUUUCUGUCACAUCGAGCCGCAUAAGCAUGAACGAGGACGAGUACCAGGCACCACACCAUAUGCCUGGCGGUGCCAUCACUGAGGAUCUGUAUCGCUGGGCACACCAAAACCGCCCACGCACUCGGCGGACCGAGAGCGUGCAUCUGCCACGAACUCGCGACCUCGACUCGGUGAUUGAUUCUGAUAUUCUCAAGCAGCCAGGCGGAUUCCGACGCUCUUAUGUCAUGGCACAAGCCGCGGAGCAAGGCAAGCCGCCGCCACGAGCGCUCAAGAGCUUUGUCGAAUUUCUUAUGCUCUACGGCCAUUUCGCUGGAGAAGAGCUCAACGACUUUGAGAUCGAUGAAGCGGAGGAAGAAGAAGAUGAAGAGACAGGCCCCACAGAGAGCUCGUCUCUUCUUCGUCGGCGGCAUGUGCACGGCCACAUCCCGUCGCUUCGAGGCCAUCGGCGCCACGAGCACAAGGGCGAGGCCUCUGUCUUGGACGCCGUGCUGAUGCUGCUCAAGUCGUUUGUGGGAACGGGUAUCUUGUUUCUCGGAAAGGCGUUCUUCAACGGUGGUCUGCUGUUUUCCGUGAUUGUCAUGUGCCUCAUCGCCGGUGUCUCGCUCUAUUCGUUCUUGCUGCUCGUGCAGGCGAACCAAAAGUUGCACGUCGGCUUUGGCGAUAUGGGAGGCAUUUUGUACGGUCCAUCUAUGCGCCACGCUAUCUUGGCAUCGAUUGUCAUUUCGCAGCUGGGCUUCGUUGCUGCUUACACAGUGUUUGUCGCAGAAAACAUGCAGGCGCUGAUCAUGUCCAUGACACAAUGUCGUACGCUCGUGUCGCACGGAACUUUGAUUCUCGCACAGGCUCUAGUCUUUCUCCCACUGAGUCUCGUGCGCAAAAUCGCCAAGCUUUCAUCCACAGCGCUCAUUGCCGAUGUGUUUAUCUUGACGGGAGUGGUCUACUUGUUAUACUACGAGAUUGGCUCCCUGGCUGCGCACGGCUUGGCUGAUGUGGUCAUGUUCAAUACGAACAACUUUCCGCUGUUUAUCGGUACCGCUGUGUUUACGUUCGAGGGCGUCGGUCUUGUGAUUCCUAUCACCGAGAGUAUGAAAGAGCCGCAAAAGUUUCCCAAGACACUGUCGUGGGUCAUGCUGGGUGUCGCAGCCCUCUUUGCCGCGGCUGGUGCGUUAUCGUAUGCCACCUUCGGAAGCGAAACACAGACAGUCGUCAUCACGAACCUACCGGGCAACUCGGGUUUUGUGCAGGCCAUUCAGGCCCUGUACUCCGUUGCCAUUCUCUUGUCCAUGCCGCUUCAAUUAUUCCCGGCCCUUUCCAUUUUGGAGUUGGGCCUCUUCCGACGCAGCGGCAAGUACAGUCUGCGCACCAAGAUGCUGAAAAAUCUCUUUCGUUUCCUUGUCGUGAUCCUGGCCAUGUUCACGGCCUGGCUCGGCGCGAAUGAUCUCGACAAGUUUGUGAGUCUCAUUGGGUCCGUGGCGUGUGUGCCUCUGUGCUUCAUUUAUCCACCCCUGCUGCACCUGCGUGCGUGCGCCACGACGCGCCGUGCCAAGAUGAUCGACAUGGCCCUCUUCACCUUUGGCAUCUUUUGCGUCGUGUUUGCCGGCACGCAGACCGUGCAGUCGAUGCUCUCCGGCUCCAGCCCUCCUAAGCCACCCGUGUGUGUACCGUCACCACCUCGCCCGCUAUGA